Molecule: messenger RNA, 3479 nt
Organism: Phragmites australis (common reed)
Lineage: Eukaryota; Viridiplantae; Streptophyta; Magnoliopsida; Poales; Poaceae
Exons: 2
Coding region: 214-3216 (1000 amino acids)
Biological process (GO): recombinational repair; signal transduction
Molecular function (GO): ATP hydrolysis activity
Source: RefSeq, a predicted model, not a curated record
GUGGGAAAGGCAGGGUGCCCGUUUUUAAAUCCAAAUCCAAGUCCUGCUGCCAUUUUUGGUCCUUGGAGGCCCUCUCAGGAACUGACCUGAAGGAAAUCCUCAGCAGUUCUGAUGAGGCUGGAUUAUUGAAGGUUGCAUCAUCUCAGUAAAUGAGGAGCGCCAGAUCGUGCAGCUCUUUCCAGCAAGCUUGCCGAGCUUUGUGAUUUGGUAGCCAUGGAGGAAGAGCAAAAAGCUCCGAGCUUUCUUGAUGUGCCCAAGGAUAUCCCCAUUGCCACCAAGUCCCUGACCAUCAGGACCAGCGCCACUGAAUGCGGCGGCGGCGGCUCCGACCGGUCUGUCCCCAUCUCGCCGGCCAUCUCCAUCACGCCACACCUCUACUCGCCGUCGCCGCCGUCUUCCGCGUUCGUGUCGGCGCUGCAGUCCCCGUACAUCUCGCCUCGAGUCCUCGAGCCGCCGGCGUCGCAGCCGCGCCAAGAAACCAAGGCCACCGGCGUCAGUGUCACCACCACCGUGGCGCCGUCGCCGGUGUCAUGCUCCAAUGGGUCCCACUCGGAGGAUAUCGACGCGCCCAGCGCGUCCUACACACCGCCGUCGGAGUGCUACGACUCCAGCGGCAUCGACGCCGCCAAGAUUUCUGACGGUGGCGGUGGCGGUGGCGGCGGCCCCCUUCCGCCACGCGUGUCGUUCUCGUUCCCUGUGCCGCGGGUGUCCUUCACCAGGGGCUCCGUGGUGUCGCCGUCCUCCAACGCCAAGCUCCGAAGCUGCGAUGUGUACAUUGGCUACCACGGUAAUGGCGGCCUCGGCAGGUUCUGCAAAUGGCUCAAGUCAGAGCUCGAGCUGCAAGGCAUUGCUUCGUUCGUCGCCGACCGCGCCAAGUACUCGGACUCACAGAGUCAUGAGAUUGCCGACCGGAUUAUUUGCUCGGUGGCAUUUGGUGUUGUGGUGGUCACCAUGUCAAGUUUCCUCAAUCCAUUUAGCCUUGAGGAGAUCAGAUUCUUUGCUCAGAAGAAGAACCUUGUGCCUAUAUUGUUUGACACUGAGCCGCCAGAGAUUGCAGGGCUUUUUGAUGGUAAAUUGGAGGAUAAGGAAGGGAAGGAAGCAUUUGAAGGGCUGAUGCGGUGCCAUGAAUUCAAGCUUGAGGCGAAUGAGAGCAAUUCAAGGAGCUGUGUGUCGAGGACAGUCACUCUGCUACGGUCCAAGCUUGGCCGGAAGAAUAUCGCUGAGAAGGAGAAUGAAGCGUCUGAGGGCCUGCCUUUUCCACGCAACCGGCAUUUUGUGGGAAGGGAGAAGGAGCUGAGUGAAAUCGAAGGCAUGCUUUUUGGGUCAACGGUGGAUAUCCAAGAAGUGGAUUGCCUAAGGGGUUCCAGUACAAAUGAACGAUCAAGCGGUGUGUCUGAUGGGUUUGCCGACGAGGAGAGCGAUACCGUAAGGACAUCUAAUGCCAGAUUCAUCAGUUUGGAGAUGCGCAAGUGCAAGGAGCCAACAUUGGAGGCUUGGAUAGAUCCAGUUAUUGAGUUGUCAUCUGGUAAAGGGCGAAGCCUCCAGAAGCAAAGAUCAAAGCACAGGAGGUCAAGGUUUCGGUGCAACAGCAAGAGCUACGGCAGUGCCAACAUAGUCUGCAUCAUAGGCCCUUCAGGCAUUGGCAAGACUGAAUUGGCAUUGGAGUUUGCUUACCGGUACUCGCAGCGGUACAAGAUGGUGCUGUGGAUUGGAGGCGAAGCUCGGUAUUUGAGGCAGAACAUACUCAAUUUAUCCAUGAGUUUGGGAUUGGAUAUCAGUGCAGAAGCCGAGAAAGAGAGGGGUAGGAUUCGGAGCUUUGAGGAGCAAGAGUUUGAUGCGUUCCAACGGGUGAAGCGGGAGUUGUUCCGCGAUGUGCCCUAUUUGCUCAUAAUUGACAAUCUUGAGAGUGAGAGGGAUUGGUGGGAAGGCAAGGAUCUCCAUGAUUUCAUCCCGAGGAACACUGGAGCGACGCAUGUCAUUGUGACCACAUGUUUGCCACACGUGAUGAACUUUGAGCCAAUGCAACUACCACAGCUCUCCUACAUUGAUGCAAUGGCCUUGAUACAGGGGAAGAGGAAGAAAGACUACCCGCCUGAGGAAACAGAAGUUCUCAGGAAGUUUGAUGAGCGGUUAGGCAGGCUGAGCUUUGGCCUGUGGGUUGUUGGUUCACUGCUGUCUGAGCUCAUGAUUGCUCCUUCCACUCUAUUUGAGGCUGUUGAGAGAAUAUCACUGAGCGACAAUUUGUUCCCCAUUGGUGCCAAUGAUGAUGGCUUCUGCCAUAACAAUUCUUUCUUGAUAAAGGUCUUGGUCUUUUGUUUUGCAUUGAUGGACCGAGCAAAAGGAGGAAGCCUUACCUCAAGGAUGGUCAUUGCCGGUUCUUGGUUAGCUCCUACUCCUGUGUCAUCUACACUAUUAGCUGCAACAGCGAGCAAGCUACCAAUGAAAGGCAGUGGUAUGCACCUGUUCGGUGAAUCCCUCAAGACUGCAUUUCUAUGUGGCACACAUUGCUUUCUAGCUCCACAUGGACGGAAAGCUGAGGUGGAGUCGGCGCUCUUACUUGUUAAUCUUGGGUUGGCAAGAAAGGCAACUCGACAUCCUGGUUGCUGGAUCCAAUUCCAUCCGAUCACACAACUCUUUGGCAAGAUCAGGGGUGGUUUGGCGCUGACAACUGCAGCAGUGAAUGGAGUAAUGAGGGCCGGAAACCCCUCAGUAUACUCUGACCACCUGUGGGCUAGUGCAUUCCUUGUGUUUGGUUUCAAGUCUGAGCCACCUGCUGUUCAGCUUAAAGCAGUUGACAUGGUACUCUUCAUAAAGAAGACGGCACUGCCCCUGGCAAUUGACUCCUUCAUGACAUUCUCACGGUGUGGUUCAGCUUUAGAGCUGCUCAAGGUGUGCACUAACGUCCUCGAGGAGGUGGAGAAGACUUAUGCGUCGCGGAUGCAGGACUGGAACCGCGGGUCAUUAUGCUGGAGGAAGAAGCUGCAACCGAACCACCGUGUUGAUGAAUUUGUCUGGCAGGAGGUGACUCUGCUCAAGGCGACAUUGCUCGAGACAAGGGCAAAGCUGCUGCUCCGAGGUGGGCUGUUCGACAGUGGCGAAGAGCUGUGCAGGACCUGCAUUAGCAUCCGGACAGUCAUGCUUGGCCAUGGCCAUGCCCAGACUCUAGCUGCUCAGGAGACAUUGGCAAAGCUGGUCAGAUACAGGAGUAAGAUAUGAGAUGACAUCCAUGACCCUUGUAAGCUCUUUGUAAUGUGAAAUUCCUCUGGUGUAUUAUAAAGGGUUCAGAAGUUUUCACAUCUCAAUAUUUCUGAAUCUGUGAUAUCAGCUACAGUUUUGUUAGUGAUCAGUAUAAUAGCCGAGCUGCUCCAUGAUACCAUAUGUCACUUUUUAGGGCAGAAGCUAUAUGUAAGUGGAGUUGUUAUGACAGUACAGUUAAUUUGCUAUUUGGUAGAACUUCAUUUUCAUCUUACUAUUGAGCU